Molecule: messenger RNA, 1618 nt
Organism: Nicrophorus vespilloides
Lineage: Eukaryota; Metazoa; Arthropoda; Insecta; Coleoptera; Silphidae
Product: selenide, water dikinase-like
Exons: 7
Coding region: 278-1159 (293 amino acids)
Biological process (GO): L-selenocysteine biosynthetic process
Cellular component (GO): cytoplasm
Molecular function (GO): selenide, water dikinase activity; ATP binding
Source: RefSeq, a predicted model, not a curated record
CGAGAUUACUCAAUAUCAUUCAGUCGUGUUCAAAAUGAAUGAGAGCUUCAUUUUGUACGGAAACAUGAUGGAUCGUGGCGCGUCGAUAUCUAGCGCUAGCGCUGUGAUGAGUAACGUCACGGAACUAACCAAAUUUGCGGAUCUACGGGGAUGAGGAUGUAAGGUCCCCCAGGAAGUUUUAACAAAACUUCUGGGGGAGGACGAAGGUGCCAAUGCAGACAAUAAGAUAGGUAUAGGUUUAGACUCAUGCGUGAUACCCCUUCGCGAUAAUCUAUUCAUGAUCCAAAGCACCGACUUCUUCUAUCCGCUCAUCGACGAUGCCUUCCUGAUGGGUAGGGUAACCUGCGCAAACGUUCUGAGUGACCUCUUCGCUAUUGGCGUCACCCAAAUUGACAGUCUAAAUAUUAUUAUGUCAGCUUGCGAGCAAAUGACACCGGGAGAGCAACAAGCUGUUAUCCCAACGAUUAUAGCUGGAAUGAAGAGCGUCGCUAUGUCAGCUGAUAUAAAGAACAUCUCGUUAAAUCAGAUUGUUAUAAAUCCAUGGUGCAUGAUAGGUGGCACAGCAACAGCGAUUGUUACAGAAAAAGAAUUCAUUAGCCCCAUAAACGCACAAGUUGGUGAUUAUCUGAUCUUAACGAAACCACUGGGAGGCCAAAUCGCUUGUCUAGCACAGAUCAGAGCACGUGAGGCGGAUAAAUGGGAAAAUCUUAAAAAACACUUCACCCAAAGCGAACUUCAUGCCGCCCAUACCAGUGCACUAGAUUUCAUGAUGACUCUAAAUAAAGACGCGGCCGAACUAAUGCACAAGUAUAACUGUCACGCUGCUACCGAUGUGACUGGAUACGGUAUUUUGGGUCAUGCGCAAAAUUUAGCCAAGUAUCAGAAGAAUAAUGUAAAAUUCAUUCUUCAUACCAUGCCGGUUAUUAAGAAUGUCUUGAAAAUGGCAGAAGCGAUGGGCAUGUCCCAGAAGUUACUCCGAGGAUCUUCACCAGAAACAUCAGGUGGUUUGCUCAUAUCCAUCAAUAAGGAUUGCAUCGAGAAUUUCCGAGAGGAUCUUGUAAGGAUGAACGAAGAAGCUAACUGUUGGAUUGUCGGUAUAGUCGAGGAAGGAGACCGUACCGCCGAGUUAUCCCAACACCCAAAUAUCAUCGAAGUCUAAACCUAUAAACCUGUCAGCAUCUUCCCAUUAUGAUUAAAAUCAAGGAAAGUUCUUCGUAAUUGUUGGUUUUAUGAAGUUAGGAAUUUGCUGUUGUCUGCAUGCAACUUGAAAAUACCUAUAAUUGUUACCCGUAGUUAAUGUUGUUUUAGCGAGCACAGAGAUGUGAACGGUAUGUUAUUUAUGAUGCAGGUCUUCUUCGCCUUGAUUGACGACUCUGGGUAGAAGGAUAUCUUUGCUACGGGAAGAAGCGCACAUUCAACGAUUAACGUAUCUUCAACUUGUGUCUCAAUUAAUUAGGAAAAUUAUAUACCAAUAUGAUAUCUACUAAAAUUAAUAUAUAAUCACUAUUAUAUAAAGAUCAAUUAAUUAAUCAAAAAAUGUUACAACUGUAUAUGAAUAGUCUAUUUGAAAAAUAAGUCAAUUACAUAAGACUAAUACUUUGCAAACAAAGAAACCAAA